GAAUCACAUAGCCAUCCACUUUGUAUCCUCCUCUCUCAUGUCCAGCUAUAGUGCAACGACAGUAAGACAAGAAGGUUUUCAGCUUCCUUCACCUGCACACACCGCUUCAUCACUGUCAGAGACGCCCACCUCACCCCCUCCAACCUCCCCCAACAAUCUUUUCAUGCCACCAAAUCUAUCUUUUCUUCCCGACUCAUUUCGCAAAUUUCCAAGUGCUGCUCAAGUUCACUCUCAUCAUCAACCUCCGACACCAAGCAGUGCCAUCGACUUUGCCGACGAUCUUGCAACACUCAUCGACUCACACCCCCACCAUGCAUCACACGAACGUAGUACAUACGACGCAGAUCCCUACCGCCACAAUAUCUUUGACAUCAGCGCUCCUCCAACUGCCAGCCAUUACCGACCUCCAUCAUCAACAGAUAUCUACCCAAACAAUCAACAACAGGAUCUCCAUUUUAACAGUACCCUUCCUGCCUUAAAUAGCAGUUUGCGGUACGAACCACACCCAGAUCCGCCAUCACAUUUCGCGUACCGCCACACCCCAUCCCCGCACAACCCCAACUCACCCAGUCGAAGCCGUUCACGCCCCCCAAGCAUCGGCCCAACCCGAACAUCCCGUCGCGAUCGCCGUGCCAAUAGCAUUAGCUCUCAUGUAUCCGGCACUUCCCCACCCCCUCCUCCCCGUCCUCAUGCCAUCGUUAUCCCCGGUAGGGGUGGUGGUUCAACUAUGGGCGGCUUUUUCGUACCCGGUCAAGGCGAAUACUCGCUUCCCACACCAGAUAGUCUCACUCAUUCCUUUGGCGGGUUCCAGGGAUAUAAUGCGGCAACCACUUCAUAUCCUACGCAACCCGGUUCCUUUGCUUCGCAAAACAAUGUGGCUGUAAAUUAUGGUAGUUUUAAUGGCCGUACCGGAACUCCCAGUAUGGGAAUCAGUCCCAGUGAAGUUUCUACCCUGGGCAUGCUCGGGAGCAGCACUACUUCUCCCCCUGCCUCUGCCAAGGCAAAACAUUCUGAUGGCGAUGGUCUAUCAGAAAAGAGACGACGAAGGCGGGAGAGUCACAAUGCUGUCGAGAGAAGGCGGAGGGAUAACAUUAACGAAAGAAUCGGCGAGUUAGCAGGGCUAAUCCCAGGGGUGCUGUUUGAAUGUGAUGCCCCACUCAUUGCUCCAACAUCACCCACACUCCUCAGCGCAACUUCACCUGCAGUGGAAAACAAUGAUCUCUUCUCACUCCCCCUCCCCGACGCAGCAAACUCCGACGAGGGUCUACCUGACGUCCCCGAAAAUGGGAUACCCGGCAUUCCUGUCAACGGAAAUGUCGUGAAAAAGGAUCCAAGCGAAGAUGGAGAUGAUGGUGCGUCUUUUGCGUGCUGUGGAAGGCACGUUCUGAUAUUCCUGAGCAGGCAGGGGUAAUGCGAAUGGUGGUGUAAACGGUGGUAUUCCUACGAACGGGAUCACUACCGCGAAUGGCACUGAACCGCAAAUGAUCAAGGCGAAUAAGGGGAUGAUUUUGAGGAAGGUGGGUAUCCUCUAUUUAUUUCUUGGCGGUUGGAUGGUGCUUUGUAUUGCCUAUAUGUGCCAUUUCCCUGAUUAUAUGCUCCGUAUUGCACUGCAUACGUUCACUUUCCAAAUACGUGCAUACGUUUGCUGCAUAUAUGCAUCUUUCCUCUGGCGAUUGACCUGAAUCGUUCAAGUACUGACUCCACUUUCCAGUCUGUGGAAUACAUCCGCUAC
This is a messenger RNA of Suillus bovinus, 1732 nucleotides long. RefSeq lists its product as uncharacterized. Bases 38 to 1411 code for a protein of 457 amino acids. The transcript is spliced from 2 exons. NCBI's taxonomy places the organism in Eukaryota, Fungi, Basidiomycota, Agaricomycetes, Boletales, Suillaceae. Gene Ontology annotation, molecular function: RNA polymerase II cis-regulatory region sequence-specific DNA binding; DNA-binding transcription factor activity, RNA polymerase II-specific; protein dimerization activity. The record is from RefSeq and is a predicted model, not a curated record. Gene Ontology annotation, biological process: regulation of transcription by RNA polymerase II.